GUGCGGGCGGCGUGUUUGAAAGCGAGGCCAAAGUGGGUGGGAGCGCGUGCUGUUGGGAGUUGCUUGGAGGUUGGCGGCGUGGGGCUGAAGGCUAGCAAACCGAGCGAUCAUGUCGCACAAACAAAUUUACUAUUCGGACAAAUACGACGACGAGGAGUUUGAGUAUCGACAUGUCAUGCUGCCCAAGGACAUAGCCAAGCUGGUCCCUAAAACCCAUCUGAUGUCUGAAUCUGAAUGGAGGAAUCUUGGCGUUCAGCAGAGUCAGGGAUGGGUCCAUUAUAUGAUCCAUGAACCAGAACCUCACAUCUUGCUGUUCCGGCGCCCACUACCCAAGAAACCAAAGAAAUGAAGCUGGCAAGCUACUUUUCAGCCUCAAGCUUUACACAGCUGUCCUUACUUCCUAACAUCUUUCUGAUAACAUUAUUAUGUUGCCUUCUUGUUUCUCACUUUGAUAUUUAAAAGAUGUUCAAUACACUGUUUGAAUGUGCUGGUAACUGCUUUGCUUCUUGAGUAGAGCCACCACCACCAUAGCCCAGCCAGAUGAGUGCUCUGUGGACCCACAGCCUCAGCUGAGUGUGACCCCAGAAGCCACGAUGUGCUCUGUAUCCAGAACACACCUGGCAGAUGGAGGAAGCAUCUGAGUUUGAGACCAUGGCUGUUACAGGGAUCAUGUAAACUUGAUGUUUUUGUUUUUUCCUGCCGGGUGUUGUAUGUAUGGUGACUUGCAGAUUUAUGUUUCAGUGUACUGGAAACUUUCCAUUUUAUUCAAGAAAUCUGUUCAUGUUAAAAGCCUUGAUUAAAGAGGAAGUUUUUAUAAUCUAAUGCUGUAAUUGUAAGGGUUUUUUCCCUCUCACUCAGGGUGAGCAUCAUCAAUAUCAUGGUUCUAAUUAUAUGCCCUUCAGUUUGAUAAUGAAGCUCAGCUCUUUGCUGAUAAUGAAGUUUAACAUUGAGAUAACUGGUUUUUAAUCUACUUUAAGCAGACUUGCUGUCAAACAUCUACUAAAAUAUAUUUCACUCUAACUACUAGCCUGAGGUAGAGGUUAUAUAGGGACAACUUCAUCUCAUCCAAACAAAUGAACUGCUUCCUACAGUCGGGGUGCUGCCUUUAACAUAGUCCCAAUAUUUGAAUGGCACACAUGGAUAAAAGGAUGCUGUCAGUCAGGGGCUGCUUGUGUGUCCCAAUUCCUAAUAGGAAUAAUAAGCACAUCUAUGACCUAUUCACUGUGCCCCUUGGUUGGGGAAGGUUUUCAGCUGUUCUUAACUUGGGUUGGGCGUUGGAAUCACCUGGGGAGCUUUACAAGUACUGAUGCCUGCCUGAGUCAUUCUUAAGGAUUCUUAAUUGGUCUGGAGUGUGGACUGGGGGUAAAGAUUUCAGGCAUCUUAUGCAGGUAGGUAAAGAACUAAGCUUUGAGAAAACAGGUGCAAAAUGUAGCUGUUUAAGAAAACAUUCCAGGCCACGCGUGGUGGCUCACACCUGUAAUCCCAGCAUUUUGGGAGGCUAAGGAGGGCAGAUCACUUGAGGUCAGGAGUUCGAGACCAGCCUGGCCAACAUGGUGAAACUCCCGUCUCUAUUAAAAAUACAAAAAUUAGGCUGGGUGCAGUGGCUCAUGCCUGUAAUCCCAGCACUUUGGGAGGCUGAGGUGGGUGGAUCACCUGAGGUCAGAAGUUUGAAACCAGCCUGGCCAACAUGGUGAAACCCCAUCUCUACUAAAACAAAAUUAGCCGGGCGUGGUGGCACAUGCUUGUAAUCCCAGCUACUCCGGAGGCUGAGGCAGGAGAAUCACUUGAACCUGGGAGGCAGAGGUUGCAGUGAGCUGAGAUCACGCCAUUGCACUUCAGCCUGGGCAACAAGAGUGAAACUCUGUCUCAAAAAAAUAAAAAUAAAUUAGCCAGGCGUGGUGUGUGCCUGUAAUCCCUGCUACUCAGGAGGCUGAGGUGAGAGGAUCGCUUGAACCCGAGAGGCAGAGGUGAAAGUGAGCCAAGAUCACACCACUGCACUCAGCCUGGGCGACAGAGGCUGUGUCUCAAUUAAAAAAAAAACAUUCCACAGAAUAAUAACUUCCCCUCUAGUCUAACAAAACAGUAGUACUAAGUGGCCGGGCGUCGUGGCUCACGCCUGUAAUCACAGCACUUUGGGAGACCGAGGCUGGCGGAUCAUGAGGUCAGGAGAUCGAGACCAUCCUGGCUAACACGGUGAAACCCCGUCUCUACUAAAAAUACAAAAAAAUUAGCUGGGCGAGGUGGUGGGCGCCUGUAGUCCCAGCUACUCGGGAGGCUGAGGCAGGAGAAUGGCGUGAACUCGGGAGACGGAGCUUGCAGUGAGCCGAGAUUGCACCACUGCACUCCAGCCUGGGCGACAGAGCCAGACUCCGUCUCAAAAAAAAAAAAAAAUACUAGUACUAAGUAAGGAUAUUAAUCUCCCCCAUUUUUCCUGUCUUCCAUCCACUUAUUCCUAAAAUAUCAGGCAUCAACAUCGGGAAAACUCAGAAAUGCAAAUUACUGGGCUCCAACCUAGACCUACUGAAUCCUAAACUCAGGAUUGGGCACAGCAAUGUUUUAACAAGCUCUCCAACUGAUUCUGAUGUACACUUAAGCUUGAGAAUCCACUGGGAAAAUACUGGAAUAGUCUUGGUAUUCUGUUUUGGGAGGGGAUCAAAUAUCACCUGUAUUGCUAAUAAAGAUAUUGGAACGUGGUUUACUAGGCAA
This is a messenger RNA of Gorilla gorilla gorilla (western lowland gorilla), 2706 nucleotides long. It is a transcript of the gene CKS1B, whose product is annotated as CDC28 protein kinase regulatory subunit 1B. The transcript is spliced from 3 exons. Lineage: Eukaryota; Metazoa; Chordata; Mammalia; Primates; Hominidae. The coding region runs from base 110 to 349 and encodes 79 amino acids. Gene Ontology annotation, molecular function: cyclin-dependent protein serine/threonine kinase regulator activity. The record is from RefSeq and is a predicted model, not a curated record.